This is a messenger RNA of Salvelinus fontinalis (brook trout), 14286 nucleotides long. RefSeq names its product potassium channel subfamily K member 12-like. The record is from RefSeq and is a predicted model, not a curated record. Gene Ontology annotation, biological process: potassium ion transmembrane transport; stabilization of membrane potential. The transcript is spliced from 4 exons. Lineage: Eukaryota; Metazoa; Chordata; Actinopteri; Salmoniformes; Salmonidae. The coding region runs from base 1976 to 3223 and encodes 415 amino acids. Gene Ontology annotation, cellular component: membrane. Gene Ontology annotation, molecular function: potassium ion leak channel activity.
CGCCUGUGGCACAUGAUGCGCGGCAGAAGCCAAGUCGGGGACAGGGUGUAUCUGAUUUGGUGUUUCAUGGAGCCUAUAUUAUCGGACUUUAUUUUCCUUUUUAAUUAACAGUCGAUAUUAUAGUAUAGGAUUUUCUUGAACGCUUGCUGAUAUUUAUCUGUGUCAAAGACUUUGGAAAGACACGGUAGCCUACUUUAAAAGUGUCACUCGUCGCAGAGUGCUGGCUAAUUGUUGCUAGUGGGGAUUCAUGCGUUAAGCACCGGGAACUCUCAAGUGUCGCUCUCCAUAGACACAUGUACUGAAGAUGCAUUGAAGAGAAAGACCCCUGAGAGUUACUAUGAAUCAUGUCUCGGGACUCUAUGUGUCCAUGGGAUUUAGUCAAACUAUAGUCAAGAAAAAAAGAUAAACCUAAAGUUGAUUUGUGCUCAUAGGGCCAUAGACUAAAAUAUAAAGGACGUAUCCGCUCAACUGCCAUCAACUAAACCGCCCACGAAUGUCUCAUAACAGAAUAUCACCUCAAGUUUGACUGCUGAUGUUUCGUCAGUGAAUAUUAUUUUCCAACUGUGGUGUCCUCUUCAGGCUCUCCUCUCAUCGGCUGUAUCCUACGUGGACGCUGCUGCUAGCUAUGCUGCAUGGGACGCUAUAUUCUCCGGGAUAGCACAGUACAGCAUGAUCUCAGCACUGGUCCACAGAUCCGAUGCGAUGUGCCGCCAGUGUCUGUUCUCGACUAUCACUGGCUCAUUAGGACUGCAGCUCAACGUUAGACCAGCAUCAGAUAGCCUGUCAUGGGAAGAUAGAUUGAGGAGCUGAGUAGGGUAAGGGAAAGAGGGGGGAGGGAGAUGAAGGAGAUGCGCCCGCAGACUUCUUUCUAUGUGUAGUAAUUCGACCAUGUCAAAUGGUAGUGACAGAAAGUGAUAUAAUAGCCCACCGAGAUGAGCGGUUUGGUGCAGCUACCCAGCGGAGGACUCACAUACCCGCGCAUAUAGCUUUCACAAUGGACAAGGGGAACAGGAAUAGCCGUACGGAUGAUUAGAUUGGUUUUGUUGCAUUACCACUACUUAAUGUAAAGAUGAUUCGAUUGUUUUGUUGCAUUACCACUACUUAAUGUAAAGAUGAUUCGAUUGUUUUGUUGCAUUACCACUACUUAAUGUAAAGAUGAUUAGAUUGGUUUUGUUGCAUUACCACUACUUAAUGUAAAGAUGAUUCGAUUGUUUUGUUGCAUUACCACUACUUAAUGUAAAGAUGGUUCGAUUGUUUUGUUGCAUUACCACUACUUAAUGUAAAGAUGAUUCGAUUGUUUUGUUGCAUUACCACUACUUAAUGUAAAGAUGAUUCGAUUGUUUUGUUGCAUUACCACUACUUAAUGUAAAGAUGAUUAGAUUGGUUUUGUUGCAUUACCACUACUUAAUGUAAAGAUGAUUCGAUUGUUUUGUUGCAUUACCACUACUUAAUGUAAAGAUGGUUCGAUUGUUUUGUUGCAUUACCACUACUUAAUGUAAAGAUGAUUCGAUUGUUUUGUUGCAUUACCACUACUUAAUGUAAAGAUGAUUCGAUUGUUUUGUUGCAUUACCACUACCUAAUGUAAAGAUGAUUCGAUUGUUUUGGAUUAGGGGUUGAUGGGUAGCGUAUUGCGCUGAUGUGGUAUGCUCUGGAUACCGCCCAAAAAGUAUUCGGUCCCAAACGAAGGAAUAACGAAAGGUUCUAGCUAAGUGGGUUGGUUCUUCUCGGUUGUCCAGGUUAGCCUAUACAAUUAAUGAGAAGGGAGAUUGACUUGUGUAAAUGUCCUGUAACGUUUUUGGAAUGAGCUCUGAGCACGUGCAAUAUCAGUUCAGAUUUUCUAAAGAUUCUAAAGUAGGACCAUAAAGUGAUUGGAUGCCCUGUCUGUCGCGGUGCGGGUUGCUGUCCGACGGGGAGGGGGUCGCCAUCCGACACGGAGUGGGUCGCUGUCCGUCGCGCUAGUGGUGCUGAAGUCUGGAUGAUGCCUGUUCAGCGACUGCAAGGCUGCCGCUCCCUCCACUUAAACGAAGACAACGGCCGCUUCUUGCUGCUAGCCAUCCUGAUCGUUCUGUAUCUGCUGUGCGGUGCCGUGGUGUUUUCUGCUAUAGAGCGUCCUUCGGAGGUGCAGGCGCACGGCAAAUGGAACAUAACACUUUUCAACUUCAGCGAGACGUUCAAUAUCAGUUUGGAGGAUCUGAACUCUUUCCUACGGGAGUAUGAGACUGCUAUUGCUGCGGGGAUCCGAGCUGAUGCUCUCAGGCCGCGAUGGGAUUUUACAGGGGCUUUUUAUUUCGUUGGGACUGUGGUGUCAACUAUUGGUUUCGGGAUGUCCACUCCAGUGACGGUAACAGGGAAGGUGUUCCUGAUCUUCUACGGUCUCCUCGGCUGCGCCGCCACCAUCUUGUUCUUUAACCUCUUCCUGGAACGCAUUAUCACCCUCCUGGCCGUGGUCAUGAAGGCCGUGAGGGAACGGCGCAUUCGGAACUCUGGCCUCCUCCCGCCGGGUAUUCGCCAUGACUUCUCAGCGUGUUCUUUCCCGGGGUGGAAGCCGUCGGUCUACCACGUCAUGUUGAUCCUGGGGCUAUCCGCCAUCAUCAUCUCCUGCUGCGCCUCGGCCAUGUACACCCCCGUGGAGGGAUGGGCCUACCUGGACUCACUCUACUUCUGCUUCGUCACAUUCAGUACCAUCGGCUUUGGGGACCUGGUGUCGAGCCAGAGAGCGGACUAUGAGUACCAGCCGCUGUACCGUCUGGCCAACUGCCUGUUCAUCCUCAUGGGCGUGUGCUGCAUCUACUCUCUGUUCAAUGUCAUCUCCAUCGUCAUCAAACAGGUGCUCAACUGGAUGCUUCAGAACCUAUGCUGCCAGCGGUGUAAAAUCAAGUCCAACUCUUUCCCAUUGGGUCGCCGCAACGCCAUCCGGCCUGGUUCGAGAAUCCGUAAAGGUCGCUUCCGAAUCAAACGCACGCUGGACUCGGGGGAUUCGGGACCCUACGAAAGAGACAUGGAGGGAGGAGGACGCAGACUCUCGGGAGAGAUGAUAUCAAUGAAGGACCUGACGGCCUCGAAUAAGGUCUCACUGGCACUCAUGCAGAAGCAGUUAUCAGAGUCCGCUAAUGGUUAUCCAAGAACAGUGUGUGGUGGCUCGAGACAUAACGGAUUCUCUGGAGGAGUGGGCGCUCUGGGGAUCAUGAACAACAGGCUGGCAGAGACCAGCAACUCCAGGUAGAACUGAGCAGUGUUUCUCGACUUCUAGUCCGUGGACAGGCACUGGUCUGUGGGAUGGGACGUUCAGUCCGAGAGAUGAGUAGCUGACUUAAUUUAAGAGCUCCCUCAAGGAGUAAAGACCAUAGACUGCUUGUCUUAAUGAAAAGGUUGAGACACUGGAAGAACCCUGCAGGAGAAUAUGCUUAAGAAGACAUACUGAUGGAGAGAAACAGAGGCGCUUUAAGAUUCUGCAAGGUUUCAUGUGAUGAACUGUACUUGCUAUCACUCUUGUCAUGCUUGAUUAUGUCUGGUCCUUCGUUGGAAGAGCAUGAUGAUAUGCAUGACAUUUUUGGGGAUGGAAUCAACAUCCUGCGAUGAUGAUGAUGAUGAUGAUGAUGAUGAUGAUGAUGAUGAUGAUGAUGAUGAUGAUGAUGAUGAUGAUGAUGAUGAUGAUGAUGAUGAUGUACAGUUGUAAUGAUACUGUGGGAAGGAAAGUAACCUUCUUGUAAAUGAACUUUGGAAGGUCAAAACACUUGAGAAUGCCAUGAGGCUAUAACCUUACAUUUUGCUCUCUGACUCAAAGCAACCGGAGAACAUUUUCACUGAUAUAGCAGUGGUAUUCUUCAGAAUAAUUAGUUAGCCAUAGCUGAGUAGAUCUCUGAGGCUGUAUGUAUCAUGCGUCUUAGAUAAGAUACAGAGAGAGAUAGAUCCUAGAUCAGCACUCCUACUCUGAGACUUGAUACAUUUUGACUUCUACAGUGUACUGUACUGGAAGAGGCAACUCUGUGUGAUCAUUAUUAGGCUACAUCAUUAUCGCUUCUGGUCUUUUUCAAUAAGUAUGGCAUUUAUAAGUAGAUUUGAAUGUAAAGGUUGAGUUCGUACUGUAGCUGUCAUUUCUGUAUGGUAUAACUAUGCAUUCCAUGUCUCAUGGUGAAGAACAAUAGGAACUCAUCUACAUAUCAGAUACACUUACAGACUUGCCCUGAAGUAUGGAAGCUGAACCAUAGAGAGAAUAACCUUACAGACCUGUCCUAAGUAUGGAAGCUGAACCGUAGAGAGAAUAACCUUACAGACCUGUCCUGAAGUAUGGAAGCUGAACCAUAGAGAGAAUAACCUUACAGACCUGUCCUGAAGUAUGGAAGCUGAACCAUAGAGAGAAUAACCUUACAGACCUGUCCUGAAGUAUGGAAGCUGAACCAUAGAGAGAAUAACCUUACAGACCUGUCCUGAAGUAUGGAAGCUGAACCGUAGAGAGAAUAACCUUACAGACCUGUCCUGAAGUAUGGAAGCUGAACCAUAGGGAGAAUAACCUUACAGACCUGUCCUGAAGUAUGGAAGCUGAACCAUAGAGAGAAUAACCUUACAGACCUGUCCUGAAGUAUGGAAGCUGAACCAUAGAGAGAAUAACCUUACAGACCUGUCCUGAAGUAUGGAAGCUGAACCAUAGAGAGAAUAACCUUACAGACCUGUCCUAAGUAUGGAAGCUGAACCAUAGAGAGAAUAACCUUACAGACCUGUCCUGAAGUAUGGAAGCUGAACCGUAGAGAGAAUAACCGUAGGGAUGGCAAACCUAGUCUCAACUAUAUGAAUGGAAUUACUUGAAUGGAGAGUCAAGCCAUUCAGGUCAAUGUUCUGUGAUGGGUGGGCCGGUGACCAUAUUGAUUGUACCCAUGCGAGGAAGUACAAGCAAGAAAUCAUUAUAUUUCUAUGGUCUCAAGCAAUCAUCUUGAUACUAGUCUAAUCUUAAACUCAGGUGACUGAUUCUGUUGGGGAAGAGGAGACAGGUUCUGCACGCCCCUAAUCGCCCCUCAACCCUUCCCUCUGGCCCUAGCGCUUUGAUGUUUAACAAUCUGUAAGGUAGAAGCAAUAUGGUGGAAGCUCCAACACUUCACUGCUGAUACCUAUCCAAACCCUUCAGAUCUGCCAAUUUAGGGCCAAGGGGAAGGGUAAAACAAAUCAAUCAGACUGGCUGGUGUUUUCGUAUGGGGUUCAUGCUACUGCUGUACUGUGAUGUAGCCUACAGACCAGCUCUGUUAUGUCAGUCAGUUCAGUGAGCUCCUAGUAAGAUAUUCCGCAACUGAGCCUGAGUGCAGGUCUUCAAACAGUAAUUUCCUUUUCUCAAGAUGGAAGUGUGUAGCGAGGGGAGGUAGGGAGCUCAGAUCAUGUUUCAGGUCAAAGAGUAUUCUACUUACUUUAUGGAUGUCUGCAGGCUAGAACUCCUCUCCUCCUCUCCUCCUCCUGUUCCCCUCUCUCCCUCUCCUUCUUCUUCUCCUCUUCUCCACUUCUCCUGUUCCCCUCUUCUUCUCUUCCCCUCUCCUUCUCCUUCUCCUCUCCUCCUCUCCUCCUCCUGUUCCCCUCUCCCCCUCUCCUUCUCCUCCCCUUUCCCCCUCUUCUCCUGUUCCCCUCUUCUUCUCUUCCCCUCUCCUUCUUCUUCUCCUCUUCUCCACUUCUCCUGUUCCGCUCUUCUUCUCUUCCCCUCUCCUUCUCCUUCUCCUCUCCUCCUCCUGUUCCCCUCUCCCCCUCUCCUUCUCAUCCCCUUCCCUCCUCUUCUCCUGUUCCCCUCUUCUUCUCUUCCCCUCUCCUUCUUCUCCUCUUCUCCACUUCUCCUGUUCCCCUCUUCUUCUCUUCCCCUCCCCUUCUUCUUCUCCUCUUCUCCACUUCUCCUGUUCCCCUCUUCUUCUCUUCCCCUCUCCUUCUCCUUCUCCUCUUAUCCACUUCUCCUGUUCUCCUCCCCUUCUCCCCCUCCUGUUCCCCUCUUCUCCUCUCCUUCUCUUCCCCUCUUCUCUUCUCCUCCUCCCCUCCUGUUCCCCUCUUAUCCUUCUCUCCUCCUCCUCCUCCUCUUCUACCCUCCUCUUCUCCUAUUCCCCUCUUCCCUUCUCCUUCUCUUCCCCUCUUCCCCCCUUCUCUUCUACUCCUCUUCUCCUCCUCUUCUCCUGUCCCCCUCUUCUCCUGUUCUCCUCCCCUUCUCCCCUCCUCUUCUGCUGUUCCCCUCUUCUCCUCUCCUUCUCUUCCCCUCUUCUCCCCUUCUCUUCUACUCCUCUUCUCCUCCUCUUCUCCUGUCCCCCUCUUCUCCUGUUCUUAUCCCCUUCUCCCCUUCUCCCCUCCUCUUCUCCUGUUCCCCUCUUCUCCUCUCCUUCUCUUCCCCUCUUCUCUUCUCCUCAUCCCCCCAUCUUCUCCUGUUCCCCUCUUAUCAUCCUCUCCUCCUCCUCCUCCUCCUCCUCCUCCUCGUCUCCCCUUCUCUUCUCCUCCCUCUCCUGUCCCCCUCUUCUCCUCUUCCUCCUCCUCUCCUCCUCCUCCCCCUCUCCUCCUCCUCUUCUCCCCUCCUCUUCUCCUCCUCUCCUCUUGCCUGUAAGAAAGAGAAAAAAGACAGGAAAAAGAACAAAGGCUAAAAGUGUGCAACCUGAUAAUUACAGUGAACAUUAAAUAAGAUGUAUUUCUGUAAAAGGACUAAGGAAGAAGAGACUCAUAGCCAGAGCAAGGUGUAGCUACUCUUUGUGUUCAUUCCAAAUGACACCUUAUUUCCUAUAUAGUGCAAUACUUUUGACUAGGCCCCAUAGAGUGCACUACAUUGGGAAUAGGGUUCCAUUUGGGACACAGAUGGUCUUUGUUCUGAAGACAAGGAGCACUCUGAUCCAUUAUAGAGAAAAGAUAGACAUAGUCAACAGGUCAAACCUCCCAGAUGUCAUUAUAAAACCCUGUAUCUUUCAGGCGAAUGGUCUCAAAGACAGCUUUUACUUACUAUAAGUGCACUGUUUGGGCAGAGAAGGUCAUAGGAAGUACGCACUAUGAGGAACAGAAAGGAAAAUGGAACACUGCUGUUUGGAUAUAAUGGGAGAGAGAGAGAGAAAGAGAGAGAAACACCCUCCCAGAUACACAGAAUAGCCAAGAGCUUAACUCAGUCUGCCAUCCGUCGUUAGCAUCUCUCUCUCUAGUCCACCAAUGCCUACUACUGCUAGAGGCUCUGCCAUCUCUGCAUUCAGCUCAGUCACACACACCCUCUCCGACCAUCCUGCUAGGUUUGUCUUUCUUAUCAGUCAGCCAGCACACUGUGCAGAUUUUUAUUUUUUAUUUUAUUUCACCUUUAUUUAACCAGGUAGGCUAGUUGAGAACAAGUUCUCAUUUACAACUGCGACCUGGCCAAGAUAAAGCAUAGCAGUGUGAACAGACAACAACACAGAGUUACACAUGGAGUAAACAAUAAACAAGUCAAUAACAUGGUAGAAAAAAAGAGAAUCUAUAUACAAUGUGUGCAAAAGGCAUGAGGAGGUAGGCAAUAAAUCGAAUAAUUACAAUUUAGCAGAUUAACACUGGAAUGAUAAAUCAUCAGAUGAUCAUGUGCAAGUAGAGAUACUGGUGUGCAAAAGAGAAGAAAAGUAAAUAAAUAAAAGCAGUAUGGGGGUGAGGUAGGUAAAUUGGGUGGGCUAUAUACAUAUACAUAUAUAACACCAUGACUGGAAGUAUAGCAAAUCAAAGUUUUUGGUUGCGUACACAGUUCAUCAGAUGUUGUAGCAGGUGCAGUGAAAUGCUUAUGUUACUAGCUCCUAACAGUGCAGCAAAAAUGUCAAACAAGUACACAAAUAAUAAUAAAACAAGAAAUGAGGAAUGUCAGAACGAGUCCAGUUAACAACCCAAACAUCACUGUUAUCAGUAAUCCAAAUGCAAUCUCCUUAUAUACUCCAACAAGAUAUACUUAGAAUGAUAUGUACAGCAGUAGAUAUAUUACAGGGAGCGAUGUUGAGAAUUCAGCGUAUAAAUUAACUGUGGAACUAAAUGCAAUGUAGUGGUAGAUAUAUUAGAAUGAGCCAUGUGGAGCAUCCAGUUCAUGAAUACACAGUUAGAAAACAUUAAGAAACUAUCCCGUGUUUAAUGUCUCUACAGUGUAUACAUGGGACAGUGGAGUUGUGUUUGUGUGUGCGUGAGUAUUGGAGUAUGCGUGUGUAUGAGGUGUGUGAGUGAGUCUUUGUCUCUUAUUACAGAAGAUGGUGCGAUGACUGUUUAACAGUCUGAUGGUCUGGAGAUAGAAGCUGUUUAACAGUCUGAUGGUCUGGUAAUAGAAGCUGUUCAACAGUCUGAUGGUAAUAGAAGCUGUUUAACAGUCUGAUGGUCUGGAGAUAGAAGCUGUUCAACAGUCUGAUGGUCUGGUAAUAGAAGCUGUUCAACAGUCUGAUGGUCUGGUAAUAGAAGCUGUUCAACAGUCUGAUGGUCUGGUAAUAGAAGCUGUUCAACAGUCUGAUGGUCUAAUAAUUUAAGCUGUUCAACAGUCUAAUGGUCUGGAGAUAGAAGCUGUUCAACAGUCUGAUGGUCUGGAGAUAGAAGCUGUUCAACAGUCUGAUGGUCUGGUAAUAGAAGCUGUCCAACAGUCGGAUGGUAAUAGAAGCUGUUCAACAGUCUGAUGGUCUGGUAAUAGAAGCUGUUCAACAGUCUGAUGGUCUGGUAAUAGAAGCUGUUCAACAGUCUGAUGGUCUGGUAAUAGAAGCUGUCCAACAGUCUGAUGGUCUGGUAAUAGAAGCUGUCCAACAGUCUGAUGGUCUGGUAAUAGAAGCUGUUCAACAGUCUGAUGGUCUGGUAAUAGAAGCUGUUCAACAGUCUGAUGGUCUGGUAAUAGAAGCUGUUCAACAGUCUGAUGGUCUGGUAAUAGAAGCUGUUCAACAGUCUGAUGGUCUGGUAAUAGAAGCUGUUCAACAGUCUGAUGGUCUGGUAAUAGAAGCUGUCCAACAGUCGGAUGGUAAUAGAAGCUGUUCAACAGUCUGAUGGUCUGGUAAUAGAAGCUGUCCAACAGUCUGAUGGUAAUAGAAGCUGUUCAACAGUCUGAUGGUCUGGUGAUAGAAGCUGUUCAACAGUCUGAUGGUAAUAGAAGCUGUUCAACAGUCUGAUGGUCUGGUAAUAGAAGCUGAUCAACAGUCUGAUGGUCUGGUAAUAGAAGCUGAUCAACAGUCUGAUGGUCUGGUAAUAGAAGCUGUUCAACAGUCUGAUGGUAAUAGAAGCUGUUCAACAGUCUGAUGGUCUGGUAAUAGAAGCUGUUCAACAGUCUGAUGGUCUGGUAAUAGAAGCUGUUCAACAGUCUGAUGGUAAUAGAAGCUGUCCAACAGUCUGAUGGUCUGGUAAUAGAAGCUGAUCAACAGUCUGAUGGUCUGGUAAUAGAAGCUGUUCAACAGUCUGAUGGUAAUAGAAGCUGUUCAACAGUCUGAUGGUAAUAGAAGCUGUUCAACAGUCUGAUGGUCUGGAGAUAGAAGCUGUUCAACAGUCUGAUGGUCUGGAGAUAGAAGUUGUUCAACAGUCUGAUGGUCUGGUAAUAGAAGCUGUUCAACAGUCGGAUGGUCUGGAGAUAGAAGCUGUUCAACAGUCUGAUGGUCUGGAGAUAGAAGUUGUUCAACAGUCUGAUGGUCUGGUAAUAGAAGCUGUUCAACAGUCUGAUGGUCUGGUGAUAGAAGCUGUUCAACAGUCUGAUGGUCUGGUAAUAGAAGCUGUUCAACAGUCUGAUGGUAAUAGAAGCUGUUCAACAGUCUGAUGGUAAUAGAAGCUGUUCAACAGUCUGAUGGUCUGGAGAUAGAAGUUGUUCAACAGUCUGAUGGUCUGGUAAUAGAAGCUGUUCAACAGUCUGAUGGUAAUGGUAAUAGAAGCUGUUCAACAGUCUGAUGGUCUGGAGAUAGAAGCUGUUCAAUAGUCUGAUGGUCUGGUAAUAGAAGCUGUUCAACAGUCUGAUGGUCUGGUAAUAGAAGCUGUUCAACAGUCUGAUGGUCUGGUGAUAGAAGCUGUUCAACAGUCUGAUGGUCUGGUAAUAGAAGCUGUUCAACAGUCUGAUGGUAAUGGUAAUAGAAGCUGUCCAACAGUCUGAUGGUCUGGUAAUAGAAGCUGUCCAACAGUCGGAUGGUCUGGUAAUAGAAGCUGUUCAACAGUCUGAUGGUAAUAGAAGCUGUUCAACAGUCUGAUGGUCUGGAGAUAGAAGCUGUUCAACAGUCUGAUGGUCUGGUAAUAGAAGCUGUCCAACAGUCUGAUGGUCUGGUAAUAGAAGCUGUUCAACAGUCUGAUGGUAAUGGUAAUAGAAGCUGUUCAACAGUCUGAUGGUCUGGUAAUAGAAGCUGUUCAACAGUCUGAUGGUAAUGGUAAUAGAAGCUGUCCAACAGUCUGAUGGUCUGGUAAUAGAAGCUGUUCAAUAGUCUGAUGGUCUGGUGAUAGAAGCUGUUCAACAGUCUGAUGGUAAUGGUAAUAGAAGCUGUCCAACAGUCUGAUGGUCUGGUAAUAGAAGCUGUUCAACAGUCUGAUGGUAAUGGUAAUAGAAGCUGUCCAACAGUCUGAUGGUCUGGUAAUAGAAGCUGUUCAACAGUCUGAUGGUAAUGGUAAUAGAAGCUGUCCAACAGUCUGAUGGUCUGGUAAUAGAAGCUGUCCAACAGUCUGAUGGUCUGGUAAUAGAAGCUGUUCAAUAGUCUGAUGGUCUGGUAAUAGAAGCUGUUCAACAGUCUGAUGGUCUGGAAAUAGAAGCUGUUCAACAGUCUGAUGUUCUGGAGGUAGAAGCUGUUUAACAGUCUGAUGGUCUGGUAAUAGAAGCUGUUCAACAGUCUGAUGGUCUGGUAAUAGAAGCUGUUCAACAGUCUGAAGGUCUGGAAAUAGAAGCUGUUCAACAGGCUGAUGGUCUGGAGAUAGAAGCUGUUCAACAGUCUGAUGGUCUGGUAAUAGAAGCUGUUCAACAGUCUGAUGGUCUGGUAAUAGAAGCUGUUCAACAGUCUGAAGGUCUGGAAAUAGAAGCUGUUCAACAGGCUGAUGGUCUGGAGAUAGAAGCUGUUCAACAGUCUGAUGGUCUGGCGAUAGACGCUGUUCAACAGUCUGAUGGUCUGGAGAUAGAAGCUGUUUAAUAGUCUGAUGGCCUGGAGAUAGAUGCUGUUUUUCACUCUAUUGGUCCCAGCUUUGAUGCACCUGUACUGUAUCCUCCUUCUAGAUGGUAGCGGUGUGAACAGGCCAUGACUUGGGUGGCUGAGUUGCUGUUCCAGGGGGUGAUGCAAACCUCCCUGACCAAGGCCCUCUCCCCCGAUUGCUCAGUUUGGCCGGGCGGCCAGCUCUAGGAAGAACCUUGGUGGUUCCAAACUUCUUCCAUUUAAGAAUGAUGAAGGCCACUGUGUUCUUGGGGACCUUCAAUGCUGGUACCCUUCCCCAGAUCUCCGCCUCGGCACAAUCCUGUCAAAAUGUUGAGUCUCAUAGCAAAGGGUCUGAAUACUUAUGUAAAUAAGGUAUUCCAUAUACAGUACCAGUCAAAAGUUUGGACACACCUACUCAUUCAAGGGUUUUUCUUUAUUUUUGCUAGUUUCUACAUUGUAGAAUAAUAGUGAAGACAUCAAAAUCAUAAAAUAACACAUUUGGAAACAUGUAGUAACCAAAAAAGUGUAAAACUCAAAAUAGUAGCCACCCUUUGCAUUGAUGGCAGCUUUACACAAUCUUGGCAUUCUCUCAACCAGCUUCACCUGGAAUGCUUUUCCAACGGUCUUGAAGGAUUUCCCCCAUAUGCUGUGCACUUGUUGGCCUCUUUUCCUUCACUCUGGGGUCCAACUCAUCCCAAAUCAUCUCAACUGGGUUGAGUUUGGGUGAUUGUAGAGGCCAGGUCAUCUGACACAGCACUCCAUCACUCUCCUUCUUGGUGAAAUAGCCCUUACACAGCCUGGAGGUGUGUUGGGUCAUUGUCCUGUUGAAAAACAAAUGAUAGUCUCACUAAGUGCAAACCAGAUGGGAUGGUGUAUCGAUGCUGAAUGCUGUGGUAGCCAUGCUGGUUAAGUGUUCCUUGAAUUCUAAAUAAAUCACUGACAAUUUCACCAGAAAAGGACCCCACACCAUCACACCUCCUCCUCCAUGCUUCACGGUGGAAAACAAACAGGCGGAAAUCAUCCCCUUACCUACUCUGCGUCUCACAAAGGCACGGCGGUUGGAACCAAAAAUUGCAUGUUUGGAUUCAUCAGACCUAAGGUCAGAUUUCCACCUGUCUAAUGUCCAUUGCUCGUGUUUCUUGGCACAAGCAAGUCUCUUCUUAUUAUUGGUGUCCUUUAGUAGUGGGUUCUUUGGAGCAAUUCGACCAUGAAGGCCUGAUUUAUGCAGUCUCCUCUGAGCCGUUGAUUUUGAGAUGUGUCUGUUACUUGAACUCUGUGAAGCAUUUAUUUGGGCUGCAAUUUCUGAGGCUGGUAACUCUAAUGAACGUAUCCUCUGCAGCAGAGGUAACUCUGGGUCAUCCUUUCUUGUGGCGAUCCUUAUGAGAGCCAGUUUCAUCGUGAAGCUACAUAGUUUUUGCAACUGCACUUGAAGAAACUUUCAAAGUUCUUGAAAUUUUCUGGAUUGACUGAUUUAACUUAAAUGUCUUAACUUAAAGUAAUGAUGGACUGUCGUUUCUCUUUGCUUAUUUUAGCCGUUCUUGCCAUAAUAUGGACUUGGUCUUUUACUAAAUAGGGCUAUCUUCUGUAUACCACCACGACCUUGUCACAACACAACUGAUUGGCUCAAACGUAUUUAGAAGGAAAGAAAUCCCACAAAUUAAUUGAAAUGCAUUCCAGGUGACUACAUCAUGAAGCUGGUUGAGAGAAUGCCAAGCGUGUGCAAAGCUAUCAUAAAGGCAAAGGGUGGCUACUUUGAAAAAUCUAAAAUCUAAAAUAUAUUUUGAUUUGCUUAAAAAGAAUGUGGGUUACUACAUGAUUCCAUGUGUUUUAUUUCAUAGUUUUGAUGUCUUCACUCUUAUUCUACAAUGUAGAAUCCCUAAUCCCUAGAUGCACAACUUUGAACCCAGGCUCAUAGAGCUCUGGUCCUAAGUAGUGCACUAUAUAGGGAAUAAAUAUACUUUUUACAGAUAGAUACAGUAUCUAUAAGUUGGAAUGUUUCCAUUGCUCUGUCCUCGGGUUAAAAAAGAACUAGACAAAAUGACUCAGGUAGUUGAGACUUCAGGCUUGUUGUAGUUAACUGUAGUUAACCAUUAUGGUGAAGCCAUAUGAGAUCGUUGUAUAUAAAACAUAGAUUACUCUUUGAAAUAUAUUUUUCUAUAGCUGUAACAUAACAGAUAAAAUAGAAGACGAAUGGUUGUAUCCAGGACCAUCUCUUUCCUGAGCUGCUUUAUAAUGACACAAUUGACACUGAAUGGAAAAUGUAGUGAGCACAAGCAGCUGCUACAAUACACUAUAUUUCCAUGACAAAGAAAGUGCUCAGGGUUGGAUAUUCAUUUGUGGCCGGCCAUAAUGGAUUGGUAAAAAUUAGAAGUUUGGACUAUGGAGUGUAGCAUUUCAAUAGCACAUGAUUCUAUUACCCAACAGAACACAGAGCAAAUUAAACAGCUAGAUUGUAAUGUCUCAGCUAAUAGGAAUAGCAACUCAUUGUAGCAAUGUGAAGGUGUGUAGUGUGUCUCCCCGAGCCAUUUAAAACAGUGUUCAAAACAACAGAUUCCACCAGAGGGGGACACUAUGUACAGGACAUUCUAGAAACUUAUGACAUACAUUCUAGAAGUGAAUUAUAUACAUUCAAGAAUUCCUUUGAUGCAGUCUCUCCUACUGUAUAAUAUCAAUCUGUCCUGGUCCCUCUGGAAGAUGAGGGGUGUAGCCUGGGUACAGAACUGCUGGAGACAUCGCACUUACUGACUGACUGCUUCCCCUUCGGGACAUAGGGGCUAGGGGAGAAGGACAUUAAAGGAACACUCUUUACCUCUCCAGGAGCAGGAAACCUGUAUGUGUGUGUAUUUGUGUUUGCGUGUGAGCGUUUGUGUGUGUGUUUGCAUUUGCAUGCCCUCAUGUGCGUGCAUGCACCUGUAUGUGUUUAGAGAGAGAUGUAUUGCGAGUCUUUAAAUGAAUUACAUCUGCUAGUAUUGAUCCUGCAGAUGCCUCUAGAUUAGAAUUAGAUCAAACAUCCAAUAAUAACAUGUAUUUUACACGAGGCUGAGUGAUGAUGCAUCAAGCUUUUACAACAUUAGAGAUAUAAAUAAUAUAUGAAUAAAUAUAUUUAGAGUAAGGUACAACAUUAGAGACAUAAAUAAAUAUUAUAUUUAGAGUAAGGUUUGCUCACUUACAAAUGUAUGCAUGAAUUCAACUGCCUUACCUUUGUCCUUGCAUAUUAAAACAUUACAUCUCCCAA